AUGAAGAAACCAAUUCUCUUUCUUCUGGCUGCACAAUGUGCUCCGGUAUUCUGCCAGCCCUAUAACCAUCCUCCAUCCGAUCUGGCACCAUCACUCGAGACUAUCAACAGUAUCUCUGCUAGCCAGAGCUGUGGGGAGGUAACCCAAGUGCUGGAAAUCCGAGAUUAUGAGGACGAUGAGAAAGCGAGGCUCUUCGCUCGUGCCACGACCGAAACCACCGACUCGGCCACAUCAACAACAGAGAGUACGACGACUUCAACAACGAGCACUUCGGAAACCACGACUUCUUCUACAUCGAGCACCUCAACCACAACCUCAGACUCGACAACCACAUCUUCAACUACUUCCACCUCCACCAGUUCCACCUCCACUUCCACCUCCACUUCUACCUCCACGACAUCCACCACCACCACCAGCAGCAGCUCAACAACAACAAGUACCGCAAGCACAACUACCAGCACUGCAACCAGCACCAGCACAACCAGUGCCGAAGUGAAGGAGUGGAACCGAAAAGGGAAUAUCGCUGCGAUUGCCUUCUCAGUCUGUCUGAUCUCCCUCUUCCUCGGCAUCAGCAUCGUUCAUUGUGCCCGGGACCGAGCCAAGACGAAGCGAAUCGCCGCGAGAGAGUUAUUGAAAGCUUCCGCAGCCUCCGCAGAACCAUUGAGCCACACCAAGACCAACUCGACCGCCAAUCUGUUGCCGGAUCGCUCGUCGGUGAUGUUGAAAGACAAUCCCUUUUCCGACAGUCGUCCUCGCACUGCGCAGGAUCCAUCCACAACACCCAAUCACAACUCGCAGGCGGGUGUUGAAGGUACUGAAGUCAGGGAAAAUGUGGCCGCACCGGCUGUCAAUCACCAGCAGGAAUCAUUGGUUUGA
Molecule: messenger RNA, 876 nt
Organism: Penicillium cosmopolitanum
Lineage: Eukaryota; Fungi; Ascomycota; Eurotiomycetes; Eurotiales; Aspergillaceae
Exons: 1
Coding region: 1-876 (291 amino acids)
Source: RefSeq, a predicted model, not a curated record